AUGCAGUUCAUCGCUGUGAUUGGCGAGUUUGGUGAAACAGGAAAGUCGGAUAGCAUUGCAGGCUGUAGCGCAGAAGAAGCUUGUGGAGGGAAGUCUGAUUGCACCAUAGACUAGCUGGAGAAGUUUGCUGAGGGAAGUCCGAUUGUAUUACAGGCUGCAGAGCUGGUGAAGCUUGUGGAGGAAAGCCUGACUGUACCACGGAUUGCACUGCAGGCGAAACUUGCGGUAGCAUUCCUGGCUGCGCAAAAAGUGCUUCUUGUGCCUGAGGCAUGGAUUGUACCGGCAUCACUGAGUACUGUGAUUGAGUUACUGGUAGAGGUUGCGGACUUGUCACCGGUUGGAGUGGUGGUUUGGAUUGCGUUACAGACGGUAGUGCCUGUAACUGAGCAGACGAUGGAGUAUACGUAG
Cylicostephanus goldi is the source of this 408-nucleotide messenger RNA. The record is from the annotation of a GenBank genome assembly. NCBI's taxonomy places the organism in Eukaryota, Metazoa, Nematoda, Chromadorea, Rhabditida, Strongylidae.